Messenger RNA from Aricia agestis (brown argus), 3962 nucleotides. It is a transcript of the gene Ypel, whose product is annotated as protein yippee-like. The transcript has 7 exons. The coding region runs from base 368 to 877 and encodes 169 amino acids. NCBI's taxonomy places the organism in Eukaryota, Metazoa, Arthropoda, Insecta, Lepidoptera, Lycaenidae. The record is from RefSeq and is a predicted model, not a curated record.
GGGAAACGAGUUCUGCCAUCGGGUGAUUGUUUUUGACGCAGCAGCGCAAACAAAGUGCGCAGGUAGUGCAACGAUUAUAACGUUUGCAGACCGAUAAAAAGUGAUGUAAAUAAUACAAAACUCAAUCGUAAAUAAAGAUCUUUUACUGUAAACAAUAUACAUUGAAACUGUAACGUCGUGAGUUGACUAUCGUAACGUAUGCAUGCGAACGAAUGUGAAAAACAAUAUUGUGACAAUUGACUGAAUAAAACGCAUUAAAAUGAUUCCGUGAUUUAUCCAUCGUAUGAAAAGACUUUUGCAUUACGAGAAUAAAGUUCCGGAGUACAAUUUUAUAGAGUCUCCGCGUAUUGGAUGAGAACACAGGUACAUGUCGUCUGUAAACGCGCUAUGUAAAAUGUUUACAAGAGGGUGGCGGGCAGUAAGAAGGAGCGCGCGGCGCGGUGCGAGAGCGCGCGCGGCAGGUGACGGACGGCGCGCGCGCAUGUGGGCGGCGGGCGCGUGCUGCUCGCGCCAGGCAGGCGAGGGUGCGGCGCGCGUGAAGACGUUCCAGGCGUACCUGCCGCCCGCCCACCGCACCUACAGCUGCAUCCACUGCCGGGCGCACCUGGCGAGCCACGACGAGCUUAUAUCCAAGUCGUUCCAGGGCAGCCAGGGGCGCGCAUACCUGUUCAAUUCAGUGGUGAACGUGGGUUGCGGGCCGGCGGAGGAGCGCGUGCUGCUGACGGGCCUGCACGCGGUCGCCGACAUCUACUGCGAGUGCUGCAAGACCAUGCUCGGCUGGAAAUAUGAGCACGCGUUCGAGUCCAGUCAGAAAUACAAGGAGGGCAAGUUCAUAAUCGAACUAGCUCACAUGGUGAAAGAGAACGGUUGGGACUAGCCAUGUCUGUGACUAUAGUGCUGUGCCCGCGGACUUGUCAAUUAUCGAGAAAGUGAUCGAUGUGUGUGGACCCGCGCAGGGAGCCAUCGUGAUUGAAUCGCCGGUGUAGGCCGUUUAAGAUCGCUCGGUGAAAGUGGAGGGGGAAAAUUUGACACAGGAGAUGUAGUGGUGUAAAUUUGUGGUGGGCCAAAACCCGUUAUCAUCAAAGAAAUAAAUGUAUAGGCAUGUGACGGGCCUAUGUAAUUUGGUCGGAUUAUCAGUUAGUACUUAGUACAUGUACAAGACGUGUGUACAGAGCAAAAGCAACCCGUCUGUUCACUAAUCGACCAAUAGCGUGUGCCGUGCGCGCACGCUUCGCCUCACCAAUGAGACUUAAAAAUCGCGAAUCUUCCUUCCAUUUUUGCCGGGCGAUCUUAAAGUUGUGAGCCUGUGUUCCGCGUGAAUCGAUCGGCCUCGUCGCAUAUUAUUUUUAUCAAAUUGGAGAAUUAUUAUUGAAAUAACGCGGCCGAUGGAUUCACGUUACUUAUGAUCGGUUUGUAACGUUUUUUGGCAUGAAUUUAUCAAGUAGGUAAUUGGCGAUUUUAUUGGCUAACGUCAAAAUAUUACCAAUCAUAGCUGUGAAUAACUGCUGUCAAAAAACUUUAGAAACUGGGCAUUAGCGAUCGACGUUACAAUUAUAAGUUAGAGAUCUCAGCCGCCAUCUUAGGCGAAGGCUUAGAAUUUACGUUUUAGUUUUAUUUGACGCUCCGCAAGCGCAUCUUAAGUUGUAUUAGUUUAAUUAUGCGUCGUAUUAAGAGAACAACUAAUAUUUUCUCUUGUCCCCUUAACCUGUGAUAAGUAUGUUAGUAUAGACUUUGAAUUUCUUGAAGGUUUUUUCUCAAGAGUUGCUCAGAGGUGACAGUUGUAUGUUCCUAAUAAUUUCAAUUGUGCAAGUUAUUUUUUUUCUUUUCGAGGAAACUAGUCGAACCUUCAAUUGAAGUAAAUUCCAUUUUAUUUUUAUUUUAUUUUUUAUAUUUUAAACUAUGAUUUUUUAUGACGGCUCCGACUGUUCCUCACAUUCUUGACAAAAGUUCUUCUUGUGAUGGAAUACUUAUGAUUUUUGAUUUCAUAAAACGUGAUAGUCGAUAGUUGGAAGGAAUAGAUAGUUUUAUAGCGAAGACAGGCAGGGAGAGAAGAGUUUUAUUAUUCAUUUAUUGUUUCUUAAUGUAAUUAUAAUUAGUAGAGACAUUUAACCCCGUAUAUUUUAUCGAGAUAUGCAUAUUAUGGUACUUUAUUUACGAUGCAAUGUAUGUAAGUCAUUGCAUGAGCUUCUAUCGACUAAAAGUAUCGAUACGAGAACAACACUAGCGUGAAUAAAUUAUAGUCAUUUUCUGGUUUGUGCCGCUUUGCUCCUCGACUGGAAGUACCUUUAAUUGUCUAAUAACGGUUUUAUUGAUUUCUCUUUUUAGCUAAUAGACAGCGUUUUACUGUCUUACACGCCUAAUAGAGGAGACAUAAAAGUGUACAUUCGUUACAGUCGGGGAAGAGUUGCCUAUGUAUGAUGUAUUAUGUAUUUACCUAGUGUAUUUACAUUUUUAAUUUCAUUUUAAUCAUCACAUAAAAAGCAAAGGAACAAGUCAUGAAGAUGACUACAUAAUAAUUUGUUCACCUACCCUAAUGCCCUAGCAAGGAAACGGAAAUUUUUGGAUUUGUAACUUACUACUUAAAGGAAAAAUGCUGGUUGUUUUCUAGAUGUUAGCAGAAUUUUUUGUAGCUAAAUAUUUUAUUUUUUAUUUUGACACAAAUAAUUUUGCCAGUGGAAUGGACUUUUACGAAUCACCUCAUUUUACAACUUUCCUAUUCUAUUACAUAAUGAAACUAUAGAAUUUUUAUUGCGUAUUUUUUCCUGCAUAUUUCUUUUGAGUAGUAAAGUUUACGUCAUCAAAAUAUCUAAGCGUUUAACUGCCAUUAGAUAUAAAACAUUUGUAAUUUACACAAAUAAUAUCAAUGUAAGUUACAUCGUAAUAUAUUAUUUUUACAAUAUGGCUGUUCGUAAUAUACUGGCCGAAAGACGUACCUAUAUGCAGAGGUUUUAAUCUCAUAUAAAAAUAUUAGACGCUGGAGCGAUCGUAUAAUAUUAUUUUCAUAAAAAUACCACAAAUUGUAUAUUAUAUGUAUAUGUCUAUCCUGAACAGAUUAUGUAUAUUAAAAUAUUCUUGUAAGAUUUUAUGACCCUAAAUGUUCAAAGUACACUAACAUAGCUUGAAAUAGUCACAGAAGAAAAAUAAUAAAAAUCUAUAAAAAAAAGCAUUGUAAAGUUAUGUCUUCUAUUUUUAUAUGAGUAGGUUCAUAGUGUGGCAUAAACCCAACCAUAGAGAAUAGAAUGCGCGGGAACAAAAUUUAUCCUAAAGCUAGGUAUGUUCUGAAUUUAAAAAAUCUGAAAAUGUGACAGUUGGGCAGAAGGCGGGAAAACUGUACACAUCUAGCGCACUCAAUGAAAUAGUUAGGUUUAUGUCAAACUGGUAGAAGAGGUUUUUGAAUACUACACCAAAUCAUAAUAGAGUUUAAUAGUUGACGCAACGGGGUUAGGUGUGAGUUGCAUAGGCCCACUCCCACCAGUUUGGGUUAUUGAUAAUAAAAAUCGUUGACAAACGAUGCCUUCUUUUUAUUUUUUCUGAAUUUAGAUAAUAAACAAGUGAAUUGAAUUAUUUGACGUUUCCAAAAACAACAGUAGAAGAACUCUUAAAUAAUGACAACUCGCAGCGAGAGACUAACUGCAAUAGUCUUCGUUUUUUUUUUACAAUCUACCCACACCUAAUCUCAGGGCGCAGUAUUUUCACCCGUUACGGGCCUACUGUUGUAAUAUUGUCAUUGUUGUUCUAUGUAAGAGUUGUACACAUUUCUGUUCAAACCCUAGACGUUUUCGUUCGUAUCGAUGUUAAAAUAGAUGUAAAUAUGCGUGUCAAAUGAAAAAUCUUUACCAAGAAUAAUUCUACUUGAAAAAACGACCUUAUUAAAACUUUUUAUUGAAUCUUACAAAAUUCUAGGGUUGUGCCAGACGUACUAUCGAUAAAAAGGAAGAUGACCUGUCAAAAAACGCUUACCA